GAGAACGGUGAAUUUUUCUCCAGUGCACAUUUACAUCUCCUCUAGCUUCCCACCUUACAGCUGCAGGAAGCGCUAUUGCAGCUGCCAGAAGUGUUCAUGGAAAUGUGGAUAAACCUGGACCCACCACAGGUGCCCAGGACACCUUGCUUGAUCCCACCUCUGAUACCUCCCUGAGUGAGUUAUCCAUGUGGUUUUGUGUCCGUGCUAUGGAGGUUCACCACCACCAUGCUCCCAAGCUGGCAUCUGACACUUGGAGACACUUAGAAGCUGAGCUGAGACCCCUGAAGCCCACAGGUCUCUGGCCCUGCUGGAGGAAGCGUGAGGGAUCUCAUGCAUCUUGGCAUUAAUAGAUCCACUCUGGCUGUAGCCCAGCUUGGAUUUGUUUCUGGAUUAUUUGUUCCAGGAUUUCCCAGGAAGCCAUAUACAGAGGCCACCACAGAAUUAAGGGACUUUUUUGCCAAAGCCCGAAAUGGUUCAGUUCGGCUCAUCAAGGUCAUCAUUGAGGACGAGCAGCUCGUGCUGGGAGCCCACAAGGAGCUGUCCCGGCGCUGGGACGCUGACUAUGACACCUUUGUGCUGCCCUUGCUGGACGAGCAGCAGCCGUGCUACGUCCUGUACCGCCUGGACAGCCAGAACGCCCAGGGCUACGAGUGGCUCUUCAUCUCCUGGUCCCCCGACAGCUCCCCGGUCCGGCUGAAGAUGCUCUACGCUGCCACCAGAGCCACCGUGAAGAAGGAGUUUGGUGGGGGGCACAUAAAGGAUGAGAUGUUUGGCACAGUGAAGGAGGACGUGUCCCUGAGCGGUUACCAGAAGCACGUGUCCUCCUGCUCUGCCCCAGCCCCGCUGACCGCGGCCGAGCAGGAGCUCCAGCAGAUCCGCAUCAACGAGGUGAAGACGGAGAUCAGCGUGGAGAGCAAGCACCAGACGCUGCAGGGCCUGGCCUUCCCCCUGCAGCUGGAUGCCCAGCAAGCCAUCCAGGCUCUCAAGCAGAAGAAAAUCAACUACAUCCAGCUGAAGCUGGAUUUGGAGCGGGAGACCAUCGACCUGGUGCACACGAGCCCCACGGAGAUCACUGACCUGCCCAAGAGGAUCCCCCAGGACUCUGCUCGCUACCAUUUCUUCCUGUACAAGCACUCACACGAGGGAGAUUAUCUGGAGUCUGUUGUCUUUAUCUACUCCAUGCCCGGGUACAAGUGCAGCAUCAAGGAGCGCAUGCUCUACUCCAGCUGCAAGAGCCGGUUGCUGGACACUGUGGAGCAGGAGUUUUGCCUGGAGAUAGCCAAGAAGAUCGAGAUCGACGACGGAGCGGAGCUGACGGCGGAGUUCCUGUACGAGGAGGUGCACCCCAAGCAGCACGCCUUCAAGCAGGCCUUCGCCAAGCCCAAGGGGCCCGUGGGCAAGCGGGGACAGAAGCGGCUGAUCAAGGGCCCGGGCGAGAACGGCGAGGACAGUUAGAUCCCGCAGGGCUGGCGGUGAAAGGACACCAUCCCUGCGGCGCUUCCCGCCUUCCUCUCCGCUGACCUGGGGAUCUUUCCCUCCAUCUCAGCCUUUUUUUGGGUUUUUUUUACCUUUUUUUUUUUUUCCUGUUUCAUUCCUUUUUUAAACAUCUGGAUGGCUUGUUGCACCUGGGGGCAGAGCGAUGGGGAGGGUUCAGGGUUGUCGCUGUUUCUUUUCCCGGUGUCCUUGUGCGAGCCCCGGGGCUGCGGGGGGAGGACGGGAGCAGCAGAGCCAUGUCCCCAGCCUUGCUCCUGUCCCCCUCAGGGUCACAGCUCUCGGUGUCCCCUGGGUGACUGAAGGACACACUCACGUGAAAGCUGCUCUAUGCAAAGGGAAGGGGGUAGCGUUGGGGAUUCCUGUUUGAAAAGAGAAAAUGCUUCUUUCCCUGCCCCCCCUCAGCCUCCAGACUUUGUUCCCCUGUCCCACUCUUGGUGUGCACGGCCCCUCUGCCCCAGGCCUGGAGCGAUCCUGCACCCCCUCAGGGUGUGGGCAGGACCCCCUGUGGGGUGGGCUUUGCUUCCUGUGGGAUGGGAGUUUCUCCCAGCAGAGAGCCAGGCAGCAGGAGGUGGAAGUUCCCCACUGAGUCCUGAGCUCAGCCUGGACCUGGAGAAAGGUCACUCUGCCUUUGGGUGAUGUUUGCAUCCCCUUUUUGAACUGCCCCAGUAAGGUUUUCCACCUCAGAAGGAGCUGUUACAGCCCUGACUCAGCCCUGUCCCUGUUUAGGAUGGGAGCUGAGGGGUUCCUGAGCCCUGCUCCCCCACUCUCCGUUCCCCAGCCCCCACCAUUACCUUACCCCCAGGUUCUCAGCUGGGUCUCUGGGCUGGGGCAGCCCCGUAUCUCAAUAAUCACAUGGGCUACCCCAAAUCCUUGUGUGGGGGAGCAUGACAGCCCCUGUGUGCCCCCGGGGAUGUCCCCAGCCACCAAGGGCCAUCAUCAGCUCCACGUCUGAGCUUGGCACUGUGAUUUGGGCUGCACUGGGGGCCUGGGGAGAGCACCUUGCUGCUGGGUACCAGCGAGGGCUCGAGAGCCACGUGCCUCCCUGAGAGGAUGGAAAAUGGGUCAGUGAAACCUGCCCUCUGCUUUCCAGCUGUGGCAGUGAGCGUCCCGAUGUUGCCUCGGCCUCGGCGGAGUCAGGGGGUUGAAGCUGGGGGGAGCAGAGCACACUGUACUGAACGCUGUAUUUUCUAAAGAAUAAAGUAUUUUUAAAACAG
Messenger RNA from Cyanistes caeruleus (blue tit), 2708 nucleotides. Lineage: Eukaryota; Metazoa; Chordata; Aves; Passeriformes; Paridae. The record is from RefSeq and is a predicted model, not a curated record.